This is a messenger RNA of Sinocyclocheilus grahami, 741 nucleotides long. RefSeq names its product disintegrin and metalloproteinase domain-containing protein 8-like. The transcript is spliced from 7 exons. Bases 94 to 741 code for a protein of 215 amino acids. Gene Ontology annotation, biological process: positive regulation of membrane protein ectodomain proteolysis; inflammatory response; regulation of cell-cell adhesion. Gene Ontology annotation, molecular function: cell adhesion molecule binding. NCBI's taxonomy places the organism in Eukaryota, Metazoa, Chordata, Actinopteri, Cypriniformes, Cyprinidae. The record is from RefSeq and is a predicted model, not a curated record.
GUGAAAAUGCGGCCCACUUGGGCGGAUCUCAAGUUUAUCUUUUGGCAUGUAGACAUGAACCAUAACAGUCUAUGACCAUAACGCGCAGUAAUCAUGCCGUACUCUGCCUUCACAGCUCAUGUACUUUGCUGUCUUUGUCUUUGGGGAUGUGUGGCAGAGAGUAUGCGUACAUUACCUCAUGUAGAGCAGUUUGAUGUGGUGAGACCUAAAAGACAAAAGGUACAGUCUGAUAAAAGUCCACAAAGCCAUGAGACGUAUCCUGAUAGACUCGCAUAUAAAUUAUUCUUUGGAGGGAAAGAUCACCUCGUUCAUUUGGAAAAGAACAGGCAACUCAUCGGACAUAAUUACUCUGAAAUAUAUUAUCAAGAUGAUGGACUGAUUGUGAGCAGAAAUCCAAAUUUAAAGGACAACUGCUACUAUCAUGGCCAUAUUCAGGAUUUGGAAGAUUCCUCAGUCAGUGUGGGAAUCUGCUCUGGAAUCAGAGGUUUUGUUCGAGUGAAACAGCAAGUAUACCUGAUUGAGCCCCUGACCAACCAUAGUGAUGGAGACCAUGCACUUUAUAAGCAUGAACAUCUGAGGUGGAAGAGAAGCUCUUGUGGUGAACCGAGCACCACCAUUUAUGACCAUGAACCACCAGUGGCUGUCCCCUUAAAGUCCAGCAGAUCGAAAACAAAGCGAUUUCACACGCCAAGAUUUGUGGAAUUGUUUCUUGUGGUGGAUAACACUGAGGUACGAAUUUAA